CUAGCUUCAGGCUUUUAUAUAAAAACCGACAUAAUUACACAAAUAACCCAAAAGACGUGUUUCUUUCGGAACCUGUCAUCGCGACCGCAGUGCGCACGCGCGGCUUCGCUUCCAGUUCGUCUGUUGACAAACGUGACCGAUGCCCGUCUCUGCUCGCGACUCCGCGUCUCCACGGGACCGCGUGCACGCUGCGAGGCUCCGGGAGGACCUGCAUGACGUCGUGAGUCCGGUCUGAACUGACACCAUGCUGAAGUGGCUCUCUGGAGAGGAGGGCGAGCCCGGCUCCACAGGUCCAGGCCCCCCCCUCGGCGGCGCCCCCGGUGGCGGUGAUGUCGUCCCCGAGGCGGUCGGCGUGGAGGAGAUGGCGGAGCGCCUCGCUCACGCCGAGCUGCUGCUCGCUCAGCUGAAGGAGCUCAUCAGAGAGAAGGACGCCGCGCUGCACGCCCAGGACGCCCGGCUGAGGGUGGAGAAGGAGGCGUGUGAGUCGCGGCUGUCGAAGCUGCGUCUGCAGAACAAGGCCAAGGUGACCUCUCUGACCUCCCAGCUGGAGGAGCUGAAGCAGCAGCAGGGGGGGGGCGCGCCGACGCACGGCAGGAAGGGCUCCUCCGACGCAGCAGACCACGCCAGCCGGGGGAAGGUGGUCCUGCUGAAGAAGAAGCUGGAGGACCUGGACCAGCAGCUGGCGAGGAGAGGAGAGGAGCUGGAGGAGAAGAGGAAGGAGGCGGAGUCUCAGCGUCAGCGCGGCGAGGAGAUGGACGCCAUGCUGGCGGAGAGGGACAGGAAGCUGGCGGAGAAAGAGGCCUACAUCGUCCACCUGCAGACGGCGCUGGCCGGAGACCAGCCCGCCUCACCGGCACCGCAGCAACAGGAGGACGGGGCGGCGCUGCAGGAGCUGCAGCUGCUGGUGCAGAGCCUCACCAGGAAGGUGGGCGAGGAGGAGGAGCGCUACAGCCUCCUGCAGGAGCAGGCGGGCAGCCUGAAGGAGCUGCUGGCCCUCGAGCAGGAGCACUUCCUCCAGAAGGAGAGCAUGUACAAGCAGAACAUCCAGACCUUCAAAGACAUCCUCCUUCAGAAGGAGCAGCAGCUGGUGGAGGUGGGCCAGAUGCACGAGCAGGAGCUCUUCAAGCUGGCGGCCAAGUCCGACGCCAGCGCCGACCUGGAGCAGCUGCUGAAGGCUCUGAAGCAGAAGCUCCAUGAGAAGGAGGAGGUGCUCAUGGGUAAAACUCAGGUCAUCGACGUCCUGCAGGGAGAAGUGGACGGCCGGGACCAACAGAUACAGGACCUCGUGGAGCGCCUGCGUCGGCUGCACGUGGAGCGAGAGAGCCUGGCGUCCAAGAUGGAGGCCGAGAAGCACGUGAUGCGAGCGCAGCUCCGCGACCUGAUGGAGAAGCAGCAGGCGGAGGUGCAGCGGGUGACGGAGCAGCACCGGGUCCAGAUGGACCGGGCGCAGCAGGACCUCCUGGGACAGCUGGAGGAGCAGAGGAGGUCCUCAGGGGGCGGAGCCAUCCCAGAGGACUCCCUCCAGAGGAUGGCCGAGCUGGAAGCCCGAUCGAAGCAGAAAACGGAGGAAGCCGAAAGAUCAGAGGCCAAGUUCAUGAAAAUGAAGGCGUGGUCUAAAUCACGCAUCAGGCAGCUGGAGGAGGAGCUAAAGAAAAGCCAAGCUGGAGGCGCCCCCCCGGACGCCACCGCCAUGCGGGGUCACAUCACGGCGCUGGAGGAGGAGCGAGAGGAGAACCUCUGGAAAGCGGAGCGAUACGAGGAGCUCAAAGCAAAGAAUGACAUGCUGGAGGCCAAGCUGGUGGUGUACGAGGAGCAGCAGAGGACUCUCCACGCGGACCUGGAGCAGUUCACCAAGAGGACCGCCUCUCAGGCCAGCGAGUCCGGCAGCGCCGACGAGGCCCAGAGCCAGGUGCUGGAGUGGCAGGAGAUGGUGGCGGAGGCGGCCGGCGCCAGGGACCGGGCCAAGGAGGAGCGGGCGGCCAUGGCGCUGCGCAUGAGCCACAUGGAGGAGGAGCGAGAGGAACUGAUUGAGGAUGACUGGUUCUUUCCUGGCUGCUCCGAUCCAGCGCUGGCCAGUCGGCAGCAGGAGUUGGAGGAGGAGCUGCCUCGAGCUCGGGGGCCGGGCCGGGCCGGGGGGCCGGCCGAGGAGGCCCAGAGGAGCCUGCAGGAGGACUUUGGAUUUGACGGCCGGUCCUCGUUCCAGGACCCGCGGCCCCCCUCUGAGACCACGACCCCGAUGGAGGGCGAGAACAUGGGAGGUUGGUGGCCCGAGUUCAGUUCCCCCGACACAGAGGGCCUGCGGUCCGUCGUGGAGGAGCUGGAGCUGGAGCGGAACCAGCUGCAGGAGCAGAUCCUGAGCCUGGAGGAGCGCUGCCAGGACCUGGAGGCCCGGCAGCAGCUGCAGGCCCGAGUCGAGGCCCUACAGGUGACGUUUGAUGUUGAUGUAGAUGAAGAUGAGCAGCCAUUUUGGGAUUCUCAGAACGAGUCGGAGAGGCUUCAGGCUCAAGUCUCCGGCCUGCGACUCCAGCAGAGCCGCGACGCAGAGAACCAGCAGCUGCUGGUCGCCGGCCUCACGGAGCAGCUGAAGGGCCUGAGCAGCACCCAGGGGUGCCUGGAGAGCUCGCUGGUGGAGAAGGAGAACGCGCUGGCCAAGACGAGCGAGGAGCUGCAGCUGGCCGACGGCCUGCGGGAGGCUCUGGGCGAGAGAGAGCUGCGGUGCAGAGAUGCGUCGGAGAAGCUCCUUCAGGCCGAGCACGCCCUCGAGGACGUUUCCAAGCGCUGCGGCAGCUCGGAGAAGCGCCGCUCUGAGCUGCAGACGGAGGUCGCCGACCUCACGCAGAAGCUGAGCGCGCUGAAGGAGAAGACGCAGAAGCAGGAAGUCGCCGUCGAGUCUUUGCAAACGGAGCUGGACCAGACCAACGAGGAGCUGGACAAGCUGAACUCCGCCCACCUGGACGAACGCGCUCAGCUCAUCCACGACCUGCAGGGCUGCGAGCGGGAGAUGGACCGGCUCAAGGACGCGCUGCUGGAGAAGGAGGAGGAGCUACAGACCCUCUCGGGGAACGCGGCGGCGCAGGCGGAGCGGCUCGCGGCGCUGAAGCGGGAGCUGGAACUCAAAGACGAGAGCCUGGUCCGCGUGGAGACGGCGCUGAGUGAAGCGCAGCGGGAGGCCGCGAGCGUCGGAGGGUCCCAGACUUCAGAGCGGCAGGCGCUGACGGAGCGGCUGACGGACGCCGAGGCGGCGCUGCAGCUCCUGACGGAGCGGAGCCAAGAGGAGCAGACCGCCGUCCGGGAGCUUCGGGAGCAGCUGGCGAGCCACCGGACUCGCCUCUCGGAGAGCGAGGCGCGCGCCGCGUCCCUCGGGGAGCGGCGGCGGUCGGAAGACGACGGCGGCAGCGAGCGGCUCCGGCUGCAGCUCAGCGAGAGAGAACAGACGCACGCCAGAGAGAUGAAGACUGGGAAGGACGAGCAGAAGGAGCUGCUGGCCCGGCUGGAGGAGUCCGGCCGCCAGGUGAAGACGCUGUCCGAGCAGCUGGAGGAGCAGACGAGGAGCGAGGAGCGCGUCAGGGAGGAGAUCCGCGAGAAGGCGGAAACCAUCGAGACGCCGGAGAAGCUGAGCGGCCAACUCGUCUCGGAGCUGAAGAGCUGGAAGACGGAGGAAAAGCAGCUGACGGAGGAGCUGCGGAGCGGGGAGGAACUCGCCGGGGAGAUCUCGGCCGCCCUAGAACUCAACCGGAGGCUGGAGCGCCGGGCGGACGUCCUCACGGAGGAGAAGGAGCGGCUGCAGCUGGACGUGGCGGGCGUGACGCUGGAGAGGGACUCCCUGCAGGAGGAGGCGUCCUCGCUGGAGACGCAGCUCUCGCGGAGCGGCGCCGCCAUCGAGGAUCUGAACAGAGCUCUGGACCGCAGCUCGCUGGCGAAGACCGCCGAGUGCGGCGAGCUCGGCCGGUCGCUCGGGGAGCGCGAGGAGGAGGUGGAGCGGCUGCAGCGGGACCGGCGGUCCCAGAUCGAGGCCCAGCAGAACCAGCAGAACCAGCUGUCUCUGCUCCGGGAACAGGAGGGCGGCCUGAAGUCGGCGUUAAAGGAGACGGAGGCCGCGUUGGCGGAGGAGCGGGACGGGAGCCGCCGCUUGCGGAGCGAGGCGGCGCUCAUGGAGAACGCCGCCGCCUCGCGGGCCGAGGAGCGCUCGCAGCUGGAGGCGGCGCUGGAGGACGCCAGGCGCCACCGUCAGGAGUACAAAGAGGAGGCCGACGCCGCCGCCGAGGCUCUCGGCGAGCGAGUCGGUACGGCAGAGGAAACCGGCAGAAAGCUGGAGGCCGAGGCGGAGGUGAGGAGCGUCCACGUCCGGGCGCUGACGGAGCAGAACCACCAGCUCCGGGCCGCCUGCGAGUCCAGAGAGGCGGAGCUCGCUCUGCAGGCGCGGGUCCAGGCGGACCUCCGCGGUCAGCUGGACGGCGCCCUGGAGCAGAACGCCAGCUGCGGACGGAAGAUCGGCGUCCUGACGGAGAGCGGCGAGCGGAGCCGGAGGGCGCUGGCCGAGCUGAGCGCCCAGAGGAGCUCGCUGCAGGAGAUCCAGACCUCGGAGAAUCGGAAGGUCAUCGACGGCCUGCUGAGGGAGAAGGAGGCGCUGGCGUCCGCAGGAGACGAGUCGAGAAGGAUCCUCCGAGAAGGAGAGCGGGCGACCUCGGCGGCUCUGCUCGAGAAAACCGGCGAAUGUGCCUCUCUGGCGGCGGUGCUGCGGGAGAGAGACGAGAAAGUGGGCGGGCUCAACAUGGCGCUGGAGGAGAGGCGGAGCCAGCUGCUGCAGCUCCAGGACACCGCGGGCGUCCAUCGGGAGGAGGUGGAGGCGCUCGGGAAGGAGGCGCAGCAGAGAGAGCGGGCGCUACGAGACUCGACGGGCGAGGUGCAGAGGCAGAGAGACGAGCUGAGCGGGGCGGAGGUCGAGGCCACCGGCCUGAAGGUCGCCGUGCAGAAGCUGACGCAGAGCGAGGACCGGAGGAAGGCCGAGCUCGACGCUUCUCACCAGAACGUCCGAGCGCUGACGGAGCGGAACGCCAGGUCCGAGUCGGAGCUCCAGAGAGCGCUGACGGAGGCGUCCGGGGCCCGGCGAGAGGUCGAGCGUCUCCAGGCGGCGGUCGGCGACGCGGACGCCAAACUCCAAACGGCGCUCUCGGAGAGGGAGGGGCUUAACUCGGCCGCGCGAGGAUCAGAAGAGUCCCUGACACGGCAGGAGCGUCUGAUCCAGCAGCUCACCGGCAAGAUCUCGGAGCGGGAGCAGCAGCUGGAACAGAGAGCGCACGACAUCGCCGGGGCAGCCGCCACGGCCACGCAGCUCCGUGAACUCCGAGGACGAGUGGACGGGCUCUCCUCCGAGUCCUCGGCCCUGAGACGCACUCUGGAGGAAGCAGAGCGGCGGCGUCUGGAGGAUCUCAGGAGGUCCUCAUCCGCCGCCGAGGACCUCCGGUCCAGUCUGCGAGCCAAAGAGGCCGAGAGCGAGGCCUCGAGGGAACACGCGGCCCGGCUCCAAGAGGCGCUCACGGAGCUCAGCGCCGAGGCGGAGGGUCUGAAGAAGGUGCUGGAAGACAAGGAGGCGGCUCUCCUGGACCAAUGGAAGUCCCUUCAGGACGUCCAGAGAAGAGCGGACGAGGCUUCGCUCCUCGAGACUCGGCUCGAGCAAAGCGCCGAGUCGGUGUCGCGGCUUCAGAGUCGAGUCCGGCUCCUGGCGGCCGAGUCCGGGAACCUCAAAACGUCGGCAGAGGAAACGCGGAGCGCCUCCGCCGACCUCCAGGAGAAGUACGCCGCCGACCUGGAGCAGCUGCAGCUUCUGAGGAAGCAGCUGCUCCAAACCUCCGACGAGGCGUCCGGCCUCCGGAGGUCACUGGACGCCGCCGGUGAGGAACGUCAGGCGGCGGCGAUCGCCACGGAGACGCUGAGGAACGAGUCGGCUCUGAUCCGCCAGGAGCUGGAGCGGACGCGACACCUGAACGCCAGUCUGUCAAAGGAAAAGGCCGACGCGGCGCCGCUGACCGCCGAGCUGGAGCGACUCAAGGCGCAGCACCUCCACGUCGUGGCCAAGAUGAACGCGCUCACAGAGAACCUGGAGCAGAGGGAGGUGGCUCUGCUAGCCAUCAACAGGCGGUACACGUGCCAGGCCGAGCACGCGGCGCGGCUGGGCUCCGACAUGCAGAAACUAGAGCGGCAGAACCAGAGGCUGAGCGCGGAGCAGGAGGAGCACCGGGGGCGCCUCGCGGCCGCCGCCCACGACUACGCGCUGCUGCAGGAACAGGUCGGGACGCAGAGGAGGCUUCGGGAAGAGCCGCGGGUCCAGAUGGAGCGGCGGUCCGAGGAGGAGAGCCUUCAAGCUAAGGUCAGUGCCCGGGACGAGGAGGGGUGUCGCUUACGAGAGAACGCUGAGAAGGUAGAGCGGCUGCUGGUCCUGGAGAGAGAGAACCAGGACAAGGAGCGGCUCGCAGAGCAACUGAGAAGUGUUGAACGCGACAUGAAGUCUAAAGAUGGUAAAGUGAGCGCUCUGAAAGGAGACCUGGGCCGCCUGCCGGAGCAGCCGGCAGCGGCCUCCGACCAGCUGAGCGCCAAGGAGGCGGCGGCCUCCAGGACGCAGCUGCAGAGGCUCUUGGCCUCCGUCCAGAAGAAGGACGACGACAACGGUCGUCUGCGUCGAGCUCUUAAAGCCGCAGAACACGAGCUGCAGGAACUCACGGCGAGAAAGAGCGGCGCCGACGAGGAGUCCGAGGGGUCGCCGGCUUCUUUGCAGGACGCCAUCAAGCGGCUACAAGAGAGCCACCGGGCCGAGCUGGACGCUCCGAGAGAGGAGGUGCAGGGAGGCGCCGCGCGGCUACACGGCGAGGAGGAGGCUCAGCAAGCGGCUCUUUGGAAAGACACGGCGCAGCUUCUGCAGACGCGGCUCGACGGCGCGGCCGAACACUCGCGAGCAAAGGACGAGCAGAUGGACCGCGUGGAGGAGGCGCUCUCCGGACAGGAUAGAGACACGGCCAUCGGCCAACUCAUCGAAUCCGCCUCGAGCGAGAGGAUGAAACUCGGGGAGGAGAGAGCGUCUCUGUUGGAAAGCACGGAGCGGGACCACGACGCCUCCACCAGGAGGCUGGAGGAGCGUCUGAGCCGAGCCGAGGCCAAAGAGUCUGAGGCGCUCCGGCUGAGCGACAGAAAGGAGGAGCUGGAGAGGGACCUGGCCGAGGAGAAGAAGAUCCAGCAGCACCAACACCACCGGGAAGAGAGCGCUCACGCCCAUGGCCAGGUCUCACUGCUACAGGAGCGGCUCCAAGGAGUCACGAGCCGAGCUCAGGCCGCCGCGGACGCCGCUGCUCUUCUCCAGAGGAACCUCCUGGACAAAGAAGGAGAGAUUCUCCUCCUCCAAACAAAAGGCGAGAGACUUGAGGAGCGAUUGCAGACGUCGCAGGCCGCGUGCGCCGAGAAAGAGGUCCGUUUGUCGGAAGCCGUGCGGACGCUGGCGGAGAAAAGCUCCCUGGUGGAGCUGCUGCAGGCCGGAGCGGCCGCGAGGGAGGAGGCGCUGGAGCGAGACCGGAGCCAAUGGCUGCGCAGGGCGGAGGAGCAUGAAAAGGAAAUGGAGGCGCGUAAAGAAGACUCUGAGGGCAGAGCCGCCCUGGGGAACGAGCUCGCCCAGACCAAGAUCCAGAAGAAGGCCCAGGCCGCCUUGCUGGCACGCAAAGAGACGCUGAAGAAAGCCCAAGAGAAGGAGAAGAAGUGGAGCCAGCAGCUGGACCAGAAGGUCCGGGAGCUGGAGGAACUCCGCGGGAGGGCUCUGUCCGACGGAGACGAGCUGGCAGCUCUGAGGAGGCUGGCGGAGCAGAGAGACGAGGCUCUGGCGGUCGCGGAACGCAGAGCUGACGCUCUGACGGCCGAGCUUCAGCUGGCCGAGAGCCUCCUGGAGGACGCCCACGCAGACUUAGAGGAGAGAGAGGAAGCAAUUCAAGUGGCAGCGCUGAAGACCCAGAAGGAGAAGCAGGAGCUGAGUCGCCUCCUGAUGGAGAGAAGUGACCAGGUGAGGGGAGAACUCCAGGCCCUGGCCUCACAGAAGGCCUCGGAGGUCAGUGACGACAAACGCCUUCUGACCGAGGAGCUGGAGGAAGCCCAGCGGCGUGGUUCUGAGGCGCAAACCCAGCUGGAAGCGUUGAGGAGAGAAAGGGAGGAAUCCCUCCGGUUCACCGGUGGACCGGGAGCCGAGCUAACGGAGGCUAACGGAGGCCUCCCGUGUGCCGAGAGCUUCCGAGCCAAACUCAAGGAGGGCCGACGCCUUGCAGCUCUCUCAGGCUCGAGUGUCAGAGACGGAGGAGCUGGCGUCUGCUCUGGAGCGGCAGAGUGCCGCCGAGAAGAGGAGAUCCGGAGCCGCCCUGCUGACCAGGAGGCUUCAGGCAGCGCUGGUGUCCAGGAAGGAGCUCCUGAAGGAAAACGCCACCCUCAAAGAAGAAGCCGGACAGCUGGCGACGCAACGCGACACCAAAGAAGCCGAGAGCCGCGCUCUGGAGGCGUCGGCGCGGGAGCUGGAGCGGCAGAACGCGGAGCUGGAGAGCGCCGCGCGGUCCCUGGAGGACGAGCCGUCCACCUGGAGGGCGGCGCACGCCGAGCUGAGGCAGGAACACGAGGCUCUUCUUCGCGCUCUGAGAACGUGAGCAGCGAGAUGGAUAAGAUGAGGCAGCUUUCAGAGGAGGCCAGGCGAGAGGCGGAGGACGAGAGCGGCAGGAUCAAAGAGAGGAUGCACAAGUUCUCCAAGGAGAAGCGGCAGAAGGUGGAGGAGCUGGAGGAGGAGAAUCGGAAGACGAGAAAAGAGCUGACGGAGCUCCAGGAGAAGCUCAAACCGAGCGAUGGAGACCAGCGAUGGGAGGCGGAGAGCGAGAGAGAGACGCAACAUAACCGACUGGCAGGAGAGCUUGAAGAGGCUCGGCCUGCGCUGGAGGAGGAGCGCCGGCGGUCAGACACACACUCCACCCACAUGCAGCCGAGCAGCUCCCCGACGGCCCGGAGCCACGCCCACACCACAGAACUGGAGGGCUUGUUCCAAAAGGAGAGACUGGAGACGAUGCACAACGACCACGAGCUGCAGCUGGGAAGGAAAGACGAGGAGCUGGAGGGGCUCCAAGAGGUCGUGGAGGGCGUCGGCCUGAAGGAGACGCUGAGGGUCUCGGAGGACGACGAGUGCCUCCUGCAGGAGGAGCUCCAAGACGCGCGAGAGGCUUCCGACAAGGCGAAGGUAGAAAAGGAGCAUCUGGAGAGCGUGAUCCGGAGGAGCUCCGAGAGGAUCCACGAGCUGAGCGCCUCCGCCGCCGCUCUGCAAGCACACAACACGCAGCUGUCCUCUCAGCUGGCGGCGAGCCGGGAGGCCGGCGCUCGGGUUCGCCGAGAACAAGAGGCGGAGCGGCUGCAGCUGGUCCGAGAGUUGGAGGAGAAGCUGAAGACGGUCCAGAGAGGCAGCGACGCCUCCAAGAGCGCCAAGAAGGAACUGCAGGAGCUGCUCAGGGAGAAGCAGCAGGAGGUCAGCCACCUGCAGCGCAACUGCAUCCGCUACCAGGAGCUGAUCCUGGAUCUGGAGGAGGAGGGGCGCCAACACUCUGAGAGAGAGCUGAAGAGGAGCUCGGAGGAGGAGGGGGAAGCAGAGCUGCUGGCGCACAAGGAGCUCCUCCAGCAGGCGGCGGAGAGGACCCGGAGGGUGGAGGCGGAGCCAGAGCAGCUGGCUCUGGACGCCUGGCAGGAAGGGAACAAAGCCGAGGACCACGACAUCCCACAAUGCUCAGCGGCCAUCGGUGAGCAGCAGCUCGGGGGUCUGGAGGAGCGGCGGCGCUCUGACGCCCAGGAGCUCCAGAUCGGCCCCGUGCUCCAGCGCCUCCUGGAGGACCCGAGGCUGAGGGACCGAGAGGCGGGCGCGUUGGAGAGGACCGGCGCCGCCGCGCAGCAGGGGCAGCUGUUCCUGCUGAGCGCCGGCAACGCCGAGCUCUCGGCCGUCCGGCUGAGGGAGCUGGGCGCUCUCGCCCAGAGACUGGAGCGGGACAAGAGCGCGCUGACCCGCCUGCUCGCCGAGCGGGAGGGCGCCGCGUCCCGGACGCAGCUGGCGCUGCGGCAGGCGGAGGAGGCGAGCGCGGCGGCGGACGCCCGGCUGCUCCGCCUGCGCUCGCUGAACGACCGCGCCGAGCAGGAGGGCGUCGCCCUGCAGCUGAAGGCGCUGCUCCGCGGCAAAGACGCCGACAUCUCCUCGCUGCUGUCCUGCAGGGACGGACAGACGUCCGGCUACCUGGAGCAGCUGCAGGCCGACCGGCGCGACCAGAGAGAGAAGGCCGACGGGGAGCGGCGAGGCCUGGAAGACGUGCUGAGGAGCCUGCGGACUCAGGCCGGCCGCUCCGCCCAGGAGAGGGAGGCAUUGAAGAGCGCCAUGGCGUCGCUGCAGAGCGACCGGGAGCGCCUGGCCUCAGAGGUCAGGGUCACGGAGGCUCAGACGGGGCACGAGGGCCUGAAGCUGAGGAGGCAGCGGGGCGUCGGCCUGGAGGAACUCGGAAAGGAAGGAGAGGCGAGCGGCGCCUUGAGGGCUCAGGUGUCCCGCCUGGAGGCGGACGCAGCGACUCUCCGACAGGAAAGAGCCGCAGAAGGAAAAGUGAUGGCCGAUUUGCGGGAAGCGGCCGCCGCCGCCGCGGCCGAGAGCAGCGGCGCCCGGGCUCGGGGCGAGUCCAUGUGCGGCGCCAUGGCCGCCCUGCAGGACGACCGCGACCGGCUCAUCGAGGACUUCAAGGUCCUGAGGAGCGGCUACGACAACGAGCUGCGGGCGGCGCGGGCGGCCCUGAGCGCGGCGGAGCGCGGCCGGCGGGACGCCGCCGCCGACCUGGCCGCCGCCGCCAAGGAGAGGGACGUCCUCGCCCGGACGCUGGCGGCCUCGCGGAGCGGAGACGCGGCGCCGGCGGAGCUGAGCCGGCUGCUGGGGGAGCUGAGCGGGGAGCUGGCGGCGAAGGAAGGGGACGGCGAGCGGCUCGCGCUGGAGAGGGACGCGCUCGCCACGCAGCUGGCGGCGUUCUGCGGCGCCAUGGCGAGCCUCCAGAGCGACCGCGAGCGGCUGGUGGGCGAGCUGGCCGCCGCCAGGAGAGAGACGGGAGAGUCCACUGGGAGGGGAGGGGGGGCGGAGACGAGACAGAAGCCCUCCGGCGCUCCAGGACUCGGCCACCAGGGGGCCACCGCCCUGAGAUCUGAGGAAGAGGAGACGGACGCGCUGCUCGAGGGCCCGGGUGCGGCGGAGAGGACCCGUCUCCAUGGAGACCUGCGGCGCUGCCGCCACGAGAUCCAGCAGCGAGACCAGCAGCUGCAGCGGCUCGGCCUGAAGGUGCAGCAGGCGGAGGAGGAGAAAGGAGGCGCGGCGGCGCGGCUGAGGCUCGUCUCCCAAAGCCUGAGGGACGCCGAGGACCGCUGCCACUGGCUGGAGGACCGGGUCCAGACUCAGGUAGACGGUCUGCAGGGGGCGGUGUUUGCUGAGGAGGCCCCCGGAGCGCCUCAGGAGAGGAGCAACGACUCCGAGACAGCCGAGAGGCUGCUGGAGUUGGAGCAGAAUCUGACUGAAGAGAGAACGAGGAGAGAGACGCUGGAAGAGAGACUACGACUGAUGGAGGACGCCCAGAGCCUCGGCUCCAGAGACGGUCUGAGGGACGUCAGCAUCGAGAUGGACCUGGAGGAGGACUGGGCGGCGCUGAGCCGGCCGCUGCUCGCCCGCCAGGUGAAAGGCGGCGCGGUGGCGUGCCGGCGCUGGCUCCGGGGGCGGAGCCUGUACUUCUCUCGGCUGCUGACGGGCCGCGCCCGCUCCCGCUACCUGUUCCUGGCCUACCUGCUCACAGUGCACCUGCUGCUGCUCAUGAGCCUCACCGGGGCCCUGUAGCCACACACACACGCACACGCACACGCACGCGCACACGCACGCACACGCAC
Messenger RNA from Pseudoliparis swirei, 11949 nucleotides. RefSeq names its product golgin subfamily B member 1. NCBI's taxonomy places the organism in Eukaryota, Metazoa, Chordata, Actinopteri, Perciformes, Liparidae. Gene Ontology annotation, cellular component: Golgi apparatus. The record is from RefSeq and is a predicted model, not a curated record.